Gasterosteus aculeatus aculeatus (three-spined stickleback) is the source of this 4158-nucleotide messenger RNA. RefSeq names its product faciogenital dysplasia (gene fgd). NCBI's taxonomy places the organism in Eukaryota, Metazoa, Chordata, Actinopteri, Perciformes, Gasterosteidae. Gene Ontology annotation, cellular component: cytoplasm. The record is from RefSeq and is a predicted model, not a curated record. Gene Ontology annotation, molecular function: metal ion binding; guanyl-nucleotide exchange factor activity. Gene Ontology annotation, biological process: filopodium assembly; cytoskeleton organization.
GCACGCUAGAUGAGCCGGGUGAAGUCUGUGAGCGCGCGUGAGGAAACAAUGCAGUGUCCGCAGAGCGCGUUUUGUUUUCCUUAAUUCACAUUUUUUGAUCGUAGCUGAUCGGGAGAACCUGGAGCGGAGACGCUCCUGCGGCUGAGCCCUCCUCCUCUCCUUCCCUCCUCUCCUUCCCUCCUCUCCUUCCCUUCCCUCCUCCCUCGGAUACGCUGGAGUUUCUCCUCGAAGGAGACGGAUUCAGCGGAGAAAGCGGAGCGGAACUUAGCGCACGAUGCAGGGGGGCCCGACGGCUGACCUGCCCGCCUCCUCCCUGCAGUACCAGUGUGGAUCGGUGGACUUCCUGUGUUCCCCGCCGCUGGCGAAGAAAGGUCAGACGCCCAGACAAUGUCAGGACAGGCCCGCCGUCAAACCCCGGCCCCAGCCCUCCACCUCGCCCAGACCGCCAACCGCACAGAAACCUCAAGUGCCCCCUAAACCUUCGCACCUGCUCGCCCUCGGGCAAGACAAGAAGCCCAAGAGGAUCCCCCCGCCGCCGUCCAGACCCCUGCCGGCCCCCCCUCCGCCGCCCAAACCGAGGCCCGGACUCGCCCCUCCUGCCUCGGGACCGCAGCCGCAGAUAGAGGCCCAGAAGGUGGGGCUGCUCAUCGAGAGGUUCGAGAACUCAAGGGUUCCCAUCCUGGGGGUCCUCCCGCGGUCCCAGCUGCACUUGUGUCUGAGAAUGGACGCUGCGUCGGACGUCACUUCCUCCUGCGGCCUGGACCCCGCGGAGAAGGUCGCGGGAGACUCCUCCCCCGCGGACAAACUUGCACUUGGCGCCUCGGAACGGACUCACGAGGUGUCCGACCUCGGCCGCCCGGCCUCCGCGCACGCCGACGGCUCGGAGGACGCCCCGCUGGACGACUGCGACAUCGCGCACUCCGUCGGUUGCCUCGGCGACGUGGAGCGGGAAGGGGAAGGCUCCUCCCACGAGCUCCUGGACAAUGCGGACUCCUCGGAGCAGCACGGGAAGAUCCCCAACCGGGACAGCGGCAUCGACAGCCCGUCCUGCGCCGCCGAGGGGGAGGUGUUCCCCAACGAGGACGCCAUCGACGAGGAGGACCAUUACGACAGCGUCACGGAAACGGAGAGCGUGUCCUGCUGCGUCACCCUGGGCAACAAGCGGGACUCGACGCAGGACGAGGACAGCGACCUGGACGAGGGGAGCGGCGGGGAAAUCCAGUCGCUGGCGGAGGCGCAGGCCGGGGAUCUGACGGACGGCCACUCAGGGGCGCACAGGUGCUCAGAGACUCAGAACCUGCUGAACAUCGCCAAAGAGCUCCUCCACACCGAAGAGGCCUACGUCAAACGACUCAACCUCCUCGACCAGGUAUUUUGCACUAAGCUCACAGAGACUGGAAUCCCUCAGGACGUGAUCACGGGCAUCUUCUCCAACAUCUCCUCCAUCUACUGCUUCCACGACAAGUUCCUGCUGCCUGAGCUCAAGACGCGCAUCACCGGAGAAUGGGACUCCAACCCUCGCAUCGGAGACAUCCUGCAGAAACUGGCUCCCUUCAUGAAGAUGUACGGGGAAUACGUGAAGAACUUCGACCGGGCCAUGGACCUGGUCAACACGUGGACACAGCGGUCCUCUCAGUUCAAGAGCGUCGUCCAGAACAUACAGAAGCAGGACGUGUGCGGGAACCUGACGCUGCAGCACCACAUGUUGGAGCCGGUCCAGAGGAUUCCUCGCUACGAGCUGUUGCUCAAAGACUACCUGAAGAAGCUGCCCGGCGACGCUCUGGACCGGAAAGAUGCAGAGAAGGCGGUGGAGCUCAUCUCUACUGCAGCCAACCACUCCAAUGCAGCAAUCAGGAAAAUGGAGAAGAUGCACAAGCUGCUGGAGGUUUACGAGAGGCUCGGAGGAGAGGAGGACAUCGUUAACCCGGCCAAUGAGCUCAUCAAAGAAGGUCACAUCAAGAAGAUGUCAGCCAAAAAUGGAACAGCACAAGACCGAUACCUCUACUUGUUCAACAACAUGGUGCUUUACUGCGUGCCUAAACUCAGGCUGAUGGGACAGAAGUUCAGCGUCAGAGAGAAGAUCGACAUCGCCGGAAUGGAGGUGCAGGAGAAUGUGAAGCAGAACCUUCCUCACACCUUCGCCAUCAUCGGCAAGCAGCGAUCGCUGGAGCUGCAGGCGAGAACCGCUGAGGAGAAAGAAGAUUGGAUUCAGGUGAUCUUGGCCACAAUUGAACGCCACAAACAAAACAGCGAAACCUUCAACAAAGCGUUCAACAGCUCCCUCUCCCGGGACGACGACCAGCACCCCCCCGAGUCACCGGGUCUCUGGUGCAACACGUCCAUCGACUCAGACGGCGAAAGACUGCAUGAGAGGAAGAGUUCCAGGAAAAAGGAGAAAGAGAAACAAACGUGCAAAGGCUGCAACGAGAGCUUCAACUUCACCAAGCGCAAACACCACUGCAAGUCCUGCGGCGCGUCCAUCUGUGCAAAGUGUUCAAAGAACUUGGACAACAAGACGAGCCGCAUGUGCCCCGAGUGUUUUGAAGCCAGCGUCAGCCUGGACACUGUCAGCGUGAGCGAACAGAAGAGGAAAGCUGCAUCUGAGAGACAGACGUCUCUGACGGGGGAGAACUGCCUGCUGUGUGGCCAUCUUCAGCUGCAGGAGAAAGGGAAGAGCUGGUCCAAGAUGUGGGGGGCCGUCACCAAGGCCGAGCCGCUGGUUCUGUACCUGCAGAGCAGCGGGCAGGACUCCAAGGGCGCGAGGCCGGUGCCUCUCGCCGGGUUCGAAGUGAGCGCCGCGCCGUCGGGGGGCGAGAAGCCGGAGGUCCGGCACGCGUUCCGCCUCAGUCACACGCAGCAGACUUUGCUCCUAAGCGCCCCGGAUGCAGAACUUCAGGCCAAGUGGGUGGAGGUCCUCUCCAGCGCCGCCGCCGCCGCCGCCGCAGCCGGCAGCGAGGCGCCCGGGGGCGCGGCGGCGAGCGUGACGGAACACGGACGGAGCCAGUAGCGGCCACGUAGGAGGCCGCAGGACUCGCACGCCCUCCUUCCCCCCCGUGUUUAUAGAGCACACAAUUACUUGAAUUCACUUUACCUUGGCACUUUUUUUUUUUUUGUCUCCUCUUUUGACAGAACCACUCGAUCCUCGCCAUUCAAUCUCCCCCCCCGUGACCACACCGCUCCGUCUUCUGUCUCUGUCCCCGUCCCUGUCGGACACACGCUACCGAGCCGCGCGAGCGUGUUUGGGAUAUUUCAGUGUUUUUAAAACAGCGGAGAGGAACAAAUGUUUUAUUUGUUAAAUAGCUGAAGUUUUUUUUCUCUUUUUUUUUUUUAAAGAUAAAGUUCCUUGUACAUUAUGCGACUGUGUUGUGAAGCAUUAAAUCUUAUUUGUCUGUUUUCCCAUUUGCGUGAAAGUAUGCGUGUGUGUGCGUGCGCGUGUGUGCGUGUGCGAGUCCCCUUCCGUGUUUAUUAAGUAUUGAACGUUAGUGUAAGAAACCUGCGGCCCCUCUGCGCUCUCCUCGGCCCUGCUGGGGACACAGUGGCUCUUCGGUGGGUUUUGUACAGUAUGUGUACUAUAGUGCAAUGUAAGCAACAAAAAGAUGUUUUAAAUUAAAAAAGGCAAAGAGAUGUGUACCCUUGUGGCUGGCCACUUGAUGCUCCCACCGCCCCCGUCUCACGGACCCUCUGCUCAUACUUCGCUCAUCCACAAAGGUAAUCAUGCCCCCCCCCCCCCCCCUCGAGACUUCCAAUCUGAGUCUGAUCCCCCACGUUGGGAUCAAUCCGACCCCUCGAUAUGUCCACUUGUACACGUGCUUAAUAAAUCCUUUCCAUACACUUCUCUCUCUUUCUUAGCAUAGCUUCUCUCAUGUUGGUGAUGUGAUGGAAACCAAGUACUGUGCUGUAAAACUGUUUAUUCUACUUUGCCCUUCCCUCUCACACCCUCUGUACCUGGCUCAUGUCGGCCUCCAGCCUUCAAGCAACAGUAACAAAAAAAAAAAAACUGGUCAUCGCAUCUCCUCGUGCAUGUAAACUCCCGCCUAUUUAUGUACCGAUUUAUGUUAAACAUGCAUUGUGCACCGUGGACAAGCAGUCGAGCAUAUCAUCAAUAAACACACGUUGUGAUUGGUUCAGUACGCGCUGUCCGACGACGUCUUCACCACU